AUGGGGUUUGAAGAGACGUUCAAUUCAAGAGGGGAUGUCUACGUUGGUAUCUUCAAGGAUGGACUUCCUGAUGGCAACGGAAAGUACACAUGGUCAGAUGGAUCAAUAUAUGAGGGUGAUUUUGUUGAUGGAAAGGUGGCAGGGAAAGGACGACUGUUGGUACAGCCAUCAGCAUCAAAGUAUGAGGGCGACUUCUCUGGGAAUUUCCGUCAUGGUAAUGGCACCCUAACUUUGAAGGAUGGAACUAUCUACAUUGGAAAUUGGAAAAAAGAUACACCAGAUGGAAGAGGGAUUUUCACUUGGGCUAUUGGCGAUGUUUUUAUUGGUUCUUGGUCAAAUGGCCUUGUACAUGGAUUUGGAGUUUUUACAUCUCUAGAUGGGGAUGUCUACGCUGGAAAUUGGAAAACAGGGAAAUUGGAUGGAAGAGGGAAUUUGAAUUGGGCUAAUGAUGAUCAUUUUAAUGGUUGUCUGUCAAAUGGGCUUAGACAUGGAUUUGGAGUUUAUACAUUUGUAAAUGGGGAUGUCUAUAUCGGAAAUUGGAAAAAUGACAAAAUGGAUGGAAGAGGGACCAUGAGUUGGACUAAUGGUGAUGUUUUUGAAGGUUGCUGGUCAAAUGGACUUAUACAUGGAUCUGGAGUUUUUAAAUUUGCAAAUGGGGAUGUCGACAUUGGUAACUUCAGGAGUAAACUUCUUUAUGACAACGGAACAUACACAUGUUCAAAUGAAACAAUGUACAAGGGUUGCAUAUGCUCAAAUGAAAAAGUGAUAGAGAAAGGACUGAUGAUAUGGAGCCUUCAAAAUCCUAAUGGAGGGGCGGAUCUUCCUUGGGACAGGCAGGUGCCAUGGUAA
Molecule: messenger RNA, 849 nt
Organism: Medicago truncatula (barrel medic)
Lineage: Eukaryota; Viridiplantae; Streptophyta; Magnoliopsida; Fabales; Fabaceae
Product: phosphatidylinositol 4-phosphate 5-kinase 8
Exons: 3
Coding region: 1-849 (282 amino acids)
Source: RefSeq, a predicted model, not a curated record